Messenger RNA from Clupea harengus (Atlantic herring), 3765 nucleotides. It is a transcript of the gene npnta, whose product is annotated as nephronectin a. Gene Ontology annotation, cellular component: membrane. NCBI's taxonomy places the organism in Eukaryota, Metazoa, Chordata, Actinopteri, Clupeiformes, Clupeidae. Gene Ontology annotation, molecular function: calcium ion binding. The record is from RefSeq and is a predicted model, not a curated record.
AUGACUACCAGGUUCCCACAGUCCGCAGGUCACACAGAUGUCAUGGGAGCACAUCAUCAAAACCAGAGGUUUGUAUUACGUUGAAAUACAAGUUGCCUUCUGAAGACUUUGUGAUCCUGUUACAUAUAGGCUACUUAUUAGCGAAGUUACAGCUGCUUAGUGUCAUAAUCGUAUAGUCAAAAAAGCCGAAUGUAGGCCGAUAGUUUUGAGUCGGACUGCAACAUGCUGUAGAUUUUACUUGAAAUGGGAGAGAAAUUAACGCCAGCAGGGUACACCCUUCAUCAAGCAACAGAACACUGCGUUGGACGGUCUCAUCCUAAACUACCCACACCGCUCUCAGUAGGCUACACAGCUAGACCAUGUAAGGCAGCCUGGAAGUUAGCUUUUUCAUUCACUCUUGAGUUUAAACUUUGCAGCGCAAAACACUUUUGAAGUGUUGCUGUUUAUCUAGGCUAAUUUGAGUGGCUCUUCACUCACGCAGAGGUUCCCUGACGGACUUUUUUUUUAAACAAUGGAGCGCGACUUAAUCUUGUGGACGGAUUGGUAUCUAAAAUGUAUGUUUCUGUGCACUUGCUUGUUCUCGGCCAAUUCAGAGUUCGAUGGCAGGUGGCCUACACAGACAGCAUCAUCCAGUGGACUUUGUCGAUAUGCUGGACGACUUGACUGCUGCUGGGGUUGGACACGACAUUCAUGGGGUCACUGCCAACCAUCCUUCGUCUUAACCCUCAAAGUAGUCGGGAUAAAGUGCAGAGCCAAAGCUGUAUGCCACCCUGGCUGCAAGCACGGCCAGUGCGCUGGCCCUAACAAGUGCAAGUGCGACCCUGGCUUCACUGGAAAGACCUGCAACCAAGAUGUCCACAUUUGUGCCAUGGCAAACUGUCAGUAUGGCUGUGACAUGGUGAGAGGAGACGUUCACUGCCAAUGCCCAUCUCCUGGAUUACAUCUGGCCCCAGACGGAAGGACAUGUGUGGAUAUAGAUGAGUGUGCCGCUGGUCUUGCUGUGUGCCCCAGGUUCCACAGAUGCAUGAACACCUUUGGGAGCUACAUCUGCAAGUGCUUUGAGGGCUUUGCCAUGCAGUUCAUCAAUGGAAAACACCAAUGCAAAGCAAUACCGAAGGUGAUUAUUGAGCCUCCAAGACCCCGGAAAACACCACCAAACAAUAACGGUAAAAAACUCCCUGAUGCUGACCUGACGAGGAUCACCACCUCACAAUCACCAGUGACCUCACCAACUAAAGCAAAAUCCCCCAGCACCACCGCUACUACUGCAGCGCCUCCCCAGCGAAGGAAGACAAUUACCCAUAAACCACCUGUUCCCACGCGUCAGCACCAAAGACCCACCCUGAAGACUCCAUUAGUGUUCACCCCCAACCCACAUUUGAGACCCUGGAGGCCACCAUUCUCCUUCACAAAGGCCCCCUCUCGCACUCCUAAGGUCAACCCCACACAGUGGCCCCCUACUUCACCGGACACCUCCUUGGAUAACAGAAUAAGCAAAGACUUCACACCAAAACAGAGAGGAGAUGUCCACAUACCACGGAAACCAGGCCAGGGCAAUGGACUGGGUUUUGAUUUUGAUGUUGAACUGGGAAACACUGAAGAGGAAAUGGGUGAUGAUCCGGAGGCUGGUGUUCUAAGUUGUUCCUUUGACUAUGGCCUUUGUGGGUGGAUUAAGCACGGGGAAGGAGACACACAGUGGGCAAUAACAGAAUAUCCUUCAGGUGGGAAAUAUCUGACUCUCCCUGAAGUGACUGUGAAACACAGUGGAAGGGGAGCUCAGCUUAUCCUGCCUCCUCUCAGUCCACUGCGGAGCCUGGACUUUAUGUGUUUGUCCUUUCAACACAAGCUUGCUGGCCAUCAUGUGGGCAUGUUGCAGGUGUUUGUGGAGAAGGGUAGGCAGCACAGCCCAGCCAUGUGGGGCAGGAUGGGGGGCAGUGGCUGGAGCUCGGCCCAGAUCACACUGUGGGGCAACAAACUUGAAAGAAUAAUUAUAAAAGGUGAGCGGAGGCGAUAUCGACAAGGAGAGAUAGCUCUUGAUGACAUCUCUCUGAGAAGGGGGCGCUGUUCAGAGGAGCACAGGAACUGAAACAGUCACAACUUUGUGUUCUUUUCCACGGGGCCAGGCUAAAAGCACCCCAGUUUACAAGUAAUGAGGGUAUAUGUCUUUGAUCCUUCUGCCCCUGUUUAUUCACAUGUAUGAGGGGUCUGAUACAUAAUUGCUAACAGACUAUUCCGGGCAAACAUCGGUAUAUCGAUAUAUAUGUUAUCGGUAUAUAUGUUAUCGGUAUCUCUGAUUUUAGCAUGGCAAAUAUGAAACACUAUCUGCUUCUAUUGUAACUUGGCCUUACAGAUAAUCAGGAGAAACUGAUGUGUUACAGCAGAUAAGACUACAGUCAUUUUUGUAAUAACAUUUAACAUCAAGUGCAGUCCUCUGUCUUCCAGGCCUAUUAUUUCCAAACCUUUGUAAACCCUCAUGGGUUAGAAUACUUUCUGCACUGCUCUUCGAUUUCCACAAUGGAGAGCUCGAGCUCCAAAGACAUGAGCAUGUUGCUCACUGAAUUAAGUAGAGUUCCGAUACUUUUAUCACCACACUUAAUUGCUGCUUCACACUACUGUAACUGUAUAUUUUUGUAUAUAACUGAAUAUUUGGCUUUCAAUUACAUGGUUUCAAACUGCUUUGUUCAUUUCCAUCUCAUUAAUGUGUAUUAUAUGUAUGUAUGUGUAUUUCCUUGGGUUGGAUUUACUGUAUGUACUGUCAGACACCAAAACCUUCUUUCAAAAAGGCGGCUGGUAAUCUACCUGGGCUCAAUGAUGUUUGUUGCCAAAAUGUUUGGUGAAACAAACCCAGACUGCAUCACCACCCUACCCCCCAGUUCUCUAUUAUCCCAAUCUAGAUGUCCCGAACUAAGAAGAUAUUUACUUUUACUCAAAGUAUUUUUUGCUGAUGUUGCGAGAAGAGUUUUCUCAUUUCUCAUUUCAGCGGGAGUCUGUUCGGGAAUUUUUCCAGUGGGCUGGGCUGGUCAGUGUUUUUUUUUUUCCUUUCCCUUUCCCAAGCCUUUAGACAUUACAUAGCCUAUACAGGUAUUCAGUAAGUCGUCUUCUUGAACACGUUAAUCCAGUGGUUGCCAGGGGAUCUAUUAACGAUUCAAAAUUUAGCGGCCUUUCCCACGAAACACCAUAACACUUAAUUCAACGUUUAAUAAAUUCAUGGUUUUCAUGGGUGGGAAUGAUGUAGCCUAUGUAGGUGUGUGUGUACAUGCGAGGAGAGAGUGUAGCAUUUUUGCUUGAAAUGCCCAUCCCAUACAACCUUUCAAUGGCUUGUAGCGCCGCACCAUAACUACAUGGCAUUUAGUUUUACGUGACAGGAUGAGGUAACAUUGAAUAAACUGCAGGUUAUACACGGGUGCGGUCAAUACAUGUGUUUGUUACAUACAAUUACAUAACAUACUGUAAUUCGGGUUAUACUGUAUAUGGUGCAGUUUAUCUGCUGUUGAUGUUAAUUGAGUUGAUGAACCAUCCCUUUUCUGAAAUAAUGAGAAUGGCCUGCUAAUAUCUCUAUCAGUGUAUUUUGAGACUGAAGGAUGGAGGAGGGGGGAGCAGGGCGUGUGCUGGCCUUUUGCUCCUCAGACAAACAGCCCACCAUUUUGCCACUUGCUUUAAAAACAUUUAGUUUUUACACCGGUGGACAAAUAUGCUUGGGUAGAAGUGCACUAUUGAAUAAACUGUUGGUUACACACACACCAAAUCUUGACCAUAGAUUCCAAA